Anoplopoma fimbria (sablefish) is the source of this 2800-nucleotide messenger RNA. RefSeq names its product folliculin (gene flcn). The coding region runs from base 248 to 1939 and encodes 563 amino acids. Gene Ontology annotation, biological process: positive regulation of transforming growth factor beta receptor signaling pathway; positive regulation of TORC1 signaling; negative regulation of transcription by RNA polymerase II. Gene Ontology annotation, cellular component: cytosol. The record is from RefSeq and is a predicted model, not a curated record. Lineage: Eukaryota; Metazoa; Chordata; Actinopteri; Perciformes; Anoplopomatidae. The transcript has 12 exons. Gene Ontology annotation, molecular function: GTPase activator activity.
CUCCGCGUCAUGUGACAGGAUCAGCUCGGAGCUGCACAGAUGAAAACAGAACGAGGAAAGUGUAGAAAACCGAGAUUCAUGGAUUUAUUUAUGAAACGGACAGAAUCAAGAAUCGAGUUUGUUUUAUAUCACAUUUAAAAUGUUGCUUUUUAUUUAACUGCUUUUGUUUACGUUGCGACCAAUGAAUGUCUCUCUGUGAAGCAGCUCGUAGCACCAGGCAUUUGUUGAACUUUUUUCUGUGCUGACGAUGAAUGCUCUGGUUGCUCUCUGUCACUUCUGUGAGCUCCAUGGCCCUCGGACGUUGUUUUGCACCGAGGCACUGCACCCUCCAUCCCCAUCCCCUUCGUCCCAGACGGGUGCCCCAGUGCCCGGGGACAGGGACAGAGAUGGGGACCGUGAAGGUGAAGGGCUGACCAUGAGGGCCAACAGCUCCGCCACACAGAGGGGAGAAAUGUGUGAGGGAUGUCGAUCUCUUCCUGCAUCUCAUCCUGGAUUUGUGAGCAUUGAUGAUGAAACCGGCAUCCGCUUCCUGAGCCACCAGCAUCCCAGACAGCCACAGCUGUUCAGCGUAGUCCGCCAGGCCUGCGUACGCAGCCUCAGCUGUGAGGUAAACAGUGAUGUGUGUCCCGGCCGUGAAGGACCGAUUUUCUUUGGAGAUGAGCAACACGGUUUUGUGUUCUCACACACCUUUUUUAUCAAAGACAGCCUGGCCAGGGGCUUCCAGCGCUGGUACAGUAUUGUCAUGGUAGCAAUGGACAGGAUCUACCUUAUCAACUCCUGGCCUUUCCUGUUACGCCACCUAAGACUCACUAUACAGAGCCUGCAAAGCACAGCCCUCAAGGUGUUUGACAAUGAACAAGGAGUUUGUCCCCAGCGAUCGGUGAGGAUGAACAGUGUCUUCUCACCUGCAGUCUUCCCACACCAACGGAGUGGCAACGCAGCCCGAUCACUAACUUCACUUACACAGCAUCCGAACCUAUGGGCCAGCCUGCACUCCUCCUUCAGCUGGCUGCUGAAGGCAUGUGGUUCUCGUCUGACAGAGAAGCUACUGGAAGGAGCCCCAACUGAGGACACGCUAGUGCUCAUAGAGAAACAGACAGAGCAAGAGGAGGAGAUGAGCUGCUGGGAGGGAGCAGAAGGAGGCGGUUCUACAUCACAGCGGCACAAAUCAGAGAGCGAGCUGGGCCUCGACUUCCUGUGUGAUGAUGAAAAGAUUAAUGAAUUUCCCGGCCCGAAAUUUAGGUCCUUGAGGCAUUUGAGACAGGUUCUCGGUGGUGCUGAGUUUCGUCAGCUAGUGUGGCACGUGCUCAUGGGAAAUCAGGUCAUAUGGAGAGGCGCAGACCCCGGGCUCAUCCAGUCAGCUUUCACGGUGCUCAAGUCUUUGCUCCCAGUAGGCUGUGUGCGUUUGGUGCCAUACAGUGCUCAGUAUGAAGAGGCCUACAAAUGCAACUUCCUGGGUCUAAGCCCAGAUGUGCCUAUUCCAACGCACGUCAGCUCUUCAGAGUUUUCAGUGCUGGUGGAUGUCAGUUCAGAGAGAAGCUGUCAGAUGUCAGCCGUGGGUGAAGACGAUAUCUCCUCAACUUAUCAGUUCACCAUCAGCAGUGCCAACACACAGCCCACAGACAGGGGUCCCGCAUUAUUAAACAAGCUCGAGGUGGCUCUGUCCAACGAGAACUUGUCUGUGGAUGUCGUGUCUCACUGCCUGUUGUGUUUGAAGGAAGAGUGGAUGAAUAAAGUUAAAGUGCUGUUCAAGUUCUCCAAAGUGGACGGGCGAGGGAGAGAGGACACCCAGAAGGUUCUGGCCCUCCUUGGCGCCACGGGGCCGGGCGAGGAGGACAACGUCAGGCUGCUCAAGUUCUGGAUGACUGGACUCAGCAAAACAUACAAGAGUCAUUUAAUGACAGCCGUCCGAGGAGGGGAGAGGAGCCCCAGCCAAUAAAAGGAGAAAGAGAAAGAGAAAGAGGUUGGGGGGGGGGGGAUUAUAUUGAAAGAAAAGCGAAAGCAGGAAUCCUUUGGGACUAUUAGUGGAAUAACAGAGAAAUGUGAAUGAAUGACUCGUGUACUGUUUUUGAAGUAAUCUAGUGUUUCCAACCCUGAUUAUUAUCUUGCACAGAUUAACACAUUUGGUCAGUUUAGAUAAUGUAUGAGGGCUUUUGUUUGUCAAAGGGAAUUAUUGUAAAAAAAAAAAAAAAAAAAAAAAAACCUCUUCAUACAUAUGUUUAACUUAUUACAAACAGAUUUUGCACUUUGUUUACUCUUUUUCUGAAGUUUUAAAAUGAUAAUAAAUUAAUAUGAAUAUGUCACUGUUAUUCUUUUUUUUAUUCCACAAUUGGCUCCAUCUUGUGGUGAACUUGAAUAAUAAAAGGGGAGUGAGUUGAACGAGGAGAGCAGCGUUUCAUCGGCAGCCCCCACUCACUGUUUCAGUGGCUGUCAGCCAACAGGCGUCAAAGCGGAGUAAGACAACACUUUAAAGGUUUUCUGGUGUCCUGAAAUGUACAUGUUGCAUAACAUGGCCUCGCUCCAAUGUGGCCGACCACAUCAGCAGGACUUUAGCUUCUUAAUGAGCUAGUCGCUCUCUGAUCCACUAAAAAGCAGGGUUUUUCUUUUCGUACCACAGUUAUGAGCCUGUUGCUUUGCUGAAGCCUGCAGACUUCAGUCAAUAAAAUUAAGCAACAUACGGCUUUGUUUAAAUCGGGGGGACUGUUUUUUUUAUUCACUACCCAUACCUAUGUAGUUAUUGUGUAACAAAAAGCUAUAUUUAAACACAUGUUGUAGUCCAAAUAAAACAUUUGUAUUAGGA